CGCAGUCUUGUGAGUGAUGGAUAGAAGUAAGAAACAAUUAAUGAGUAAAGAAAUUGUGCUUUUGUUUUGGGGCAGACGAUAUGAACAAAAUGAGGAUAUUUUGAGUUUUUAUCCUGUAGAAAAUAAUCGUCCAUAGAUUAAAGUUAAUAUCUAGAAUGAUAUUUUAUUUGAAGGAAUAGAAGAUAAACUAUAAGUUUUCUUUUGUGAUGAUCUCAAAUACAAAUAUUGUUUCCUAAUUAAUAGGGUGAUCGACAACGUUCUAUAAAUAUUUCUUAAACUCAAUGGUAGAGAAAUGAUUGAAUUGUACUAAAUACAUUAUUAACUUAACGAUGCUUAUUGUGAAAUUAGCUUAAUCGGUUGUGAAUUAUGUGAUAUUUAAGAGGUAUUUAACAGAUAUUUUAUAUUGAUUUGAU
Paramecium octaurelia is the source of this 413-nucleotide messenger RNA. NCBI's taxonomy places the organism in Eukaryota, Ciliophora, Oligohymenophorea, Peniculida, Parameciidae. The record is from the annotation of a GenBank genome assembly.